Aspergillus uvarum CBS 121591 is the source of this 1140-nucleotide messenger RNA. Its product is annotated as rho GDP-dissociation inhibitor. The transcript has 5 exons. The record is from RefSeq and is a predicted model, not a curated record. Gene Ontology annotation, biological process: Rho protein signal transduction. The coding region runs from base 174 to 767 and encodes 197 amino acids. Gene Ontology annotation, molecular function: Rho GDP-dissociation inhibitor activity; protein binding. Lineage: Eukaryota; Fungi; Ascomycota; Eurotiomycetes; Eurotiales; Aspergillaceae. Gene Ontology annotation, cellular component: cytoplasm; cytosol; membrane.
GUUCAAUUGGUCUUCCACUCCAAAACAUCCCCAAACAAUUCUCUCCUUCAGCAAUUCCUGGCCUCAUUUUAAUCUCGCAAUUUAGCUCUGGACACCUUCUCCCAUCCGCUAUCCAAAUACCCCACCAGAGCCACCAAAACAACCAAAGCAACAAAACUAUCACCACCACCACCAUGCCUGAACACGAAGACGAUCUCACUGCCACCAAGACCGAGGGUUUCAAGGUCGGUGAGAAGAAGACCAUCGACGAAUAUGCCCAGCUUGAUAAGGAUGACGAGGCCUUGAACAGGUGGAAGGCCUCGCUCGGCCUCAACUCCGGCACCCCGAUCGGCGACCCCAGUGAUCCCCGCAAGUGCAUCAUCAAGUCCCUGGCCCUGGAGGUUGAGGGCCGUUCCGACGUGGUGAUCGACCUGUCCGCCCCCGGCGCGCUGGAAGGGCUCAAGGACCAGCCUUUCAAGAUCAAGGAGGGCUCCACUUUCCACAUCAAGGUCGUCUUCCAGGUGCACCACGAGGUGCUCAGCGGCCUCAAGUACCUGCAGGUCGUCAAGCGCAAGGGUGUCCGGGUCAGCAAGGACGAGGAGAUGCUGGGAAGCUACGCCCCUAACACCACCGACAAGCAGGUCUACGAGAAGAAGUUCGCCGCCGAAGAAGCCCCCUCGGGAUUGCUGUACCGUGGCCACUACAACGCCAUCUCCAAGUUCAUCGACGACGACGACCACACUCACCUCCAGUUCGAGUGGUCCUUUGACAUCGCCAAGGACUGGUAGAUCAUUUUCUUCUUGUUUUCCUUUCUCUUGUCUGUGUCCAUUUUUUCCCCCUUUUCCUAUGAAACCACGAUCAAGAUCCACCCCCAUCUUUUGUUUUAUGCCAUGGGGAGGCAGCAUAACUAUUUCUUGCCAGUAUUUACAAGCGUUGGGACGCAUUUAUUCACACAUCAUCUGAGUGAAAUCUACUCGAUUUUCCUAUUUAUACUCUACUUUUCUGCUAAACCUCUCUUGUCUGUCUGAUGCGAGGUUCCUGGGAGAUUGGGAUUAGUGGACUAUACUAUACUAUAUACUAUAUAUACAUGAGCUACAUUAUGAACCUUGGUAAGAAUGUGGAAAUCCUAUGGCCCCGGUCUCCGUCUCGCCCCAUUUACCU